UUCCUGAAUUACUUCCUGUUUGUCAAUGCAGCUAGUUGGGGUACCAUUGAAAUGGGCAGUGAUUGGAGUAUGUCGAGAGCACAUCACGAUCCAAUGAUGGAAUCAGUCAGAGCCAAGUGGAAUUCAGAUGAAGACACAAGGAAAGUUGUUGGUACAUUUGUAGAAGAACAGAAGAAACUGAAAGUAGACAUUGGGAAUUUAAAAGAGAACGAGAAAAAAUUACUGGAAGUGAAUAGGAAUAUGCAUGCAACAUUUAAUGAUUGUUUGGCUGAACAAGAACGACUAAAAAAAGAAUUGUCGGCUUUAAAACAUGAAAACAUGGAAUUGGGGAAACAACUUGAUACGAAACAACAGAAGAACCAAGAACUGACGAAAGACAAUGACAUUCUUUCAAAUGAAAAAGAGAACGCUCUUUCCAGACUAAGUAAAAUAGCUGGUAUUCAACUUACAAAAGGAAACAGUGAUAUAACUGAUCUUAGUGAUGCUAAUAGGCCAACAAAACUGGCAGAGAAAUGGUCUAGUUUGUAUACUGAUGAAUGGACAGAUGCAUUUGAUGAAUUUCAAACAAUCAAGGAAAAUCAGAACUCUGCAAUUGAAAAGGAACUGUGCUCAAUUGUUCAGAAAUGCUUCAAUAUUUGCCAAGAAAUUGAAAAGAAACAGAUGACCGAUAUCAAAGCACAUGUAUGGGACAUAGCUUGCUGUCUUCACCGACAACCAGACCAAUUGGUAUCUGCUUCUAAAACUAGCCUGUAUCCAAAAGUUGUUCAAGACACGCUAAAAAAGCCUGCAGCAACAGUAUCCCCAAACGAUGGAAUAAAUAACGACAAAUUACAAUCUAUACUGAAAUGCAUGGAGGAAUUGAUCGAGAUCGUUCACGAAAGACGAAAGUACGAUAAAAACUUAUUGGAAUGCGUGAAACAGGAGUCACUCCGAGAAUUUGAGCAGUACAACAAAAUGGGAACACAAAGUCAAAUCAUGAAAUUUGUAGAACGAUGCACAGAAAUGUGCUGGAGCAUGGUAAUAAAAGAACCACCGAUGGCUUUGGUUUUUAACGAAAUGGAAGUUACAACGAUUGACAAAAACAUGUUCUCUGUUUAUACAAAAAGCGGUCUUUUCAUCGACUUCGUGGUAUGGCCAGCUUUGAUUUUACACAAAGAUGGUCCAAUUUUGACGAAAGGUACGGUACAAGGAAAAGAAAAUGACACAUUCGAAACGGAAAUGAUAAUUUCGAAUAGCACAGAAGAAAUCACAGAAAAGAAAAUGGAUUCUCAAAACGAAAUUGCACAAAAUGGUGACGACAAUCUCAAAUAUAUACCACCAGAUCAAAACUCGCCUGAAGGUCAUGUCAUUGAAGAGGACGGUAAAACUGGUCACUGAAAAACAUACAAAAGACGUUUUGAUAUCGAAUGCCAACGGGUAUUUAAUUCGGGUGUGACAGAACAACAUGUAUAAGUCUACUAAAAGGGACUCUUUGUAUAUAGAAAUAUAUCAUAUAUAAAAAAUAAUAUAUUUUUGAGUUAAUGUAAAGAUUUCAUAGUAUUUUGCAGACAGCUGUUGUCUAUUCGUCUUUUAUGUGUUUUGUCAUUUGAUUUUGCCAUGUGAUAAAGGGACUUUCCAAUUUGA
Molecule: messenger RNA, 1623 nt
Organism: Mytilus trossulus (common blue mussel)
Lineage: Eukaryota; Metazoa; Mollusca; Bivalvia; Mytilida; Mytilidae
Exons: 8
Coding region: 52-1377 (441 amino acids)
Biological process (GO): mitochondrial protein catabolic process; mitophagy by internal vacuole formation
Cellular component (GO): mitochondrial outer membrane
Source: RefSeq, a predicted model, not a curated record